AUGUCUACUGUCUCUUCUUCCAACAUGGGUUCUGCCCACAAUGUCUUCACCUCUUUCGACAAGAGCAUGUCGAUUAAGCACCCUUCUCACGGUUCCACUGAGAACAUAGAUGUUCAACAUCUUGUUAACUCUGAGGCAAAGAGCAUCAGCACCGAGAACGUUCCCACUGGCUACAUUCUCUCAUACGUUACCCACGGCAACCGGCUACUCGGUAGUUACUUUUCUGACACCCACACUCACCUCUACGUCGCGAGCAACGCUGCCAGCUCUACCCCUGCCUCGACCGAUACUAUCGACAUACUCUCUCGGAUCUUGAAAGGAGGGUUCUGCUUCGCUUGCCACUCCGAGUCCCCUCGCCGAGUGUCGAGCAAGCUGGAGGUGGAUAUCGCGAGGCUUAAAGAACAUGACGACAAGUACAAGGGCUUUGUCCAUAUCAAGUGUGGGGGUAUGUUGCCUUUCAUGAGGACGAAGAGGUUGGUGAAGAAGGCUGCUGGCAUUUAA
This is a messenger RNA of Cryptococcus wingfieldii CBS 7118, 501 nucleotides long. RefSeq lists its product as hypothetical. The coding region runs from base 1 to 501 and encodes 166 amino acids. The record is from RefSeq and is a predicted model, not a curated record. The transcript is spliced from 2 exons. NCBI's taxonomy places the organism in Eukaryota, Fungi, Basidiomycota, Tremellomycetes, Tremellales, Cryptococcaceae.